AUGUCGAAGUAUUACGAUGAAGAUGAUGCGAUAGAUUAUGAAGAGGAUAUUCCUGACUUUCAAGAUGAAGACGAGUUUGAUGACUAUUUGAAUGACGAAGAAUACGAGUUGCUUAACCAGAUUUUUCCAACGGCAAAAUCUGAAUUGGAGGAAUACCAGGGAUGGGACAAUUUAACUGUGAAGAAGGCGUUAUUUGAGCACAAUUUUGACCUUACUAGCGCAAUGAUCGAAUUAAAGAGGAAGUUCAAGAAAAAGGAGAUGUUGGCGAGGAAACGGGCCAUGCAAAAGCAACAGCAAAAGAGUAGUGCGACGGUACCGACGUCAGGCCAAACCCCCUCUCUUUUGGAUGCACUUAAAAAGAAUAGUAGCGCCAAAAAAUUAGGCGGUGCAAAUGGCCCUGCUGCUAAACAGUCAUUAUCAGAGAGGUUGCAGUCUCUUAAGCUUUCGAGUAAGGGGAGUGUCAGUGGCCAUACUGUCAAUACGAAUGCGACUAAUAAUACCAAUAGUGAAGUACCGCAUACAGCAACGCGAACUCUAGCAUCUAAAUUAGCUUCGUUGCGGAAAGCUAAACCGGAACCCAAGAAAGAUGAGGAAUCACCUGUAUCACAGGAACCGAAGAAGAACGGAGAGCCUGGUAAGAAUCAAGAAAACGUGGAUACUCUCAAGCGUAUUGAUAAUACAUGGACGUGGAAAAUCUUGAAAAAGCUCAAUGAUGUUGCUUCUCCCAACAAGACAACAAAUAUUAGUAAAAGCCCCUCCUUAUUAGUUACUAAUAUCAUCAUACAGGAGGAGAGACACGAGAAUGCGUCCCUGAAGAGAAAACAUGAUGAACUAUUCACAGUUUAUUAUCCAAAUACUAACAACCGUUCAGCCAAAAAACAAGCGAUUUCAAACUUCAAUAAACCAUCGCCGGAUGAUGUGGCAUUGACUCAACAAAAAGCUGCUUUCGAGGUUGACCGUGUCAAAGAUAAUAUAGCAAAAUUGUCUUUACAGGAGAAGAAGGAUACUCAGAGUAAGCAUAGUAACAAUAAUAAUGAUAAUGUUGGCGAAAAGGAAGAAGAAGAAGAUGAUGAUUAUGAAGACGAUGAUGAAUAUGACAGGGUCAAUGUUGAAGAUGUGCCUAUCAGAACUUACAAAAAAGCUACUGUUCCAACCAAACCUAAAAAUCCUAUCAACAUACAAUCACACUUGGCAGACAAGAAACCUCAUUUGAACUUUGUUGUUUUGGGUCACGUCGACGCAGGUAAAUCUACUUUGAUGGGCCGUUUGCUAUAUGAUGUUGGUGCAGUCGACAGCAAGUUAAUUCGUAAGUUGCAAAAGGAAAGUGAAAUGGCUGGAAAGUCGUCGUUCCAUCUUGCAUGGGUUAUGGAUCAAACUGCAGAGGAGAGAAAUAGAGGUGUUACUGUUGAUAUCUGCACCAGCGAUUUCGCAACUAGUAAAGGUACAUUCACCAUCGUUGAUGCUCCAGGUCACAGAGACUUCGUUCCAAAUGCCAUUGUAGGUAUUUCGCAAGCAGACGUAGCUGUUCUUUCAGUUGACUGUGGUACAGAUGCCUUUGAAUCUGGAUUUAACUUGGACGGUCAAACCAAAGAACAUGCCUUGUUGGCAAGAAGUUUGGGUAUCAAACAUAUCAUUGUUGCAAUGAACAAAAUGGAUACCGUCGGGUGGUAUGAAGGCAGAUUCUUGGAUAUAAAAUCAGAACUAUUGGUUUUCUUUGAAGAAAUUGGCUUUGAAUCAGAGAAUAUCAGUUAUGUUCCUUGUAGUGGGUUGACAGGUGAAGGUAUCUUUAAAACACCUUAUCCAAUUGGUCAAACGUGGUAUAAAGGUCCAAACCUAGUCCAAGAGCUAGAAAUUACUGCCGCUAAAUACUCAAAGAUCAAUGAUGAAGAAGAUAUCAAGGAGCCAUUUAUAUUCAAUAUUCUAGACGUUACACCAACUUCCAAAAACACGUCCGCUGUUAUCUCAGGUAAAGUUGAAGCAGGUUCUAUUCAACCGGGUGAAACGAUAACUAUAUUCCCUUCGGAACAGAGCUGUGUUGUUGACUCCAUUUUAUGCGGAAAUGACAACAAAAAGGUAGACAUUGCAUUACGUGGUGAUUUUGUUCAACUUAAGUUACACGGUGCCUUUGCAGAGGAUAUACAGUCCGGUGAUUUGGCAUCUGUUGCAGGAUAUGAUAUUCCAAGUGCUCAAGAAUUCACCUGUAGAUUAUUAACAUUCAAAAUUGACCGUCCAUUGUUGCCAGGUACUUCUCUCAUUUUGUUCAGAGGCGCUACUGAACAACCAUGCAGAAUCAAGAAGCUUUGCUACACUGUAAAUAAGAAAAAUCCAACGGAGGUACUCAAGAAAAAAGUCAGACAUUUAGGUUCGUUCCAGUCGGCUAUUGUAGAAAUUGAGUUAGUUGAGAAAAAGAGAAGAAUCCCAAUGCUUACGAUCAAGGAGAAUAAGAAACUAGGAAGAGUUGUUCUCAGAAAGGAAGGUAAAACCAUUGGAGCUGCUGUAAUCAACUCGUUAGAUUAUUGA
Messenger RNA from Kluyveromyces marxianus DMKU3-1042, 2520 nucleotides. RefSeq names its product eukaryotic peptide chain release factor GTP-binding subunit (gene HBS1). The record is from RefSeq and is a predicted model, not a curated record. Gene Ontology annotation, biological process: translation. NCBI's taxonomy places the organism in Eukaryota, Fungi, Ascomycota, Saccharomycetes, Saccharomycetales, Saccharomycetaceae. Bases 1 to 2520 code for a protein of 839 amino acids. The transcript is spliced from 2 exons. Gene Ontology annotation, molecular function: GTP binding; GTPase activity.